Messenger RNA from Adineta ricciae, 1683 nucleotides. The record is from the annotation of a GenBank genome assembly. Lineage: Eukaryota; Metazoa; Rotifera; Eurotatoria; Adinetida; Adinetidae.
AUGAAACGAGCUCUGGUAUCUUUGGUUCGUCAACGGGCUCUUGCUCGUAGUGCAGAAUCAGCUAAAUAUCUUGGAAGUAGCAAUGUUUUGGCAUUGUCAUCAACAUCCCGACCAAUGUCGACAUCAACAACAUGUUUUGCAGCUGCUCAAUCAGCACAAACAACACCAGAAGUCUCGUCAAUUCUUGAACAAAAGAUUCUUGGUCAUCAAUCUAAACAAGAUCUUGAAGAAACUGGACGUGUGUUAACAAUUGGUGAUGGUAUCGCUCGUGUUUAUGGUUUAAAAAAUAUUCAAGCCGAAGAGAUGGUGGAAUUUUCUAGUGGUUUAAAGGGUAUGGCUCUUAACUUGGAACCGGACAACGUCGGUGUUGUCGUCUUCGGUAACGAUCGAUUAAUCAAAGAAGGCGAUAUCGUCAAACGAACAGGUGCUAUCGUCGACGUACCAAUUGGUGAUGAGCUUCUUGGCCGUGUCGUUGAUGCUCUUGGUAACCCAAUUGAUGGCAAAGGUCCAUUGAAUACGAAAAAACGAGCUCGUGUCGGAGUUAAAGCACCCGGUAUCAUUCCACGUAUAUCCGUACGUGAACCUAUGCAAACAGGUAUGAAAGCCGUCGACAGUUUAGUACCCAUUGGUCGUGGUCAACGAGAAUUGAUUAUCGGUGAUCGUCAAACUGGUAAAACAGCUGUUGCUAUUGAUACAAUUAUCAACCAAAAACGGUUUAAUGAUGCCGGAGAAGAAAAGAAGAAACUCUAUUGUAUCUACGUUGCCAUUGGUCAAAAACGUUCAACAGUCGCACAAUUGGUCAAACGUCUUACUGACGCUGAUGCUAUGAAAUAUUCAGUUAUCGUAGCUGCUACAGCAUCAGAUGCCGCUCCUUUACAAUAUUUAGCACCAUACUCUGGUUGUGCUAUGGGUGAACAUUUUCGCGAUACAGGCCGACAUGCUUUAAUCAUCUAUGACGAUCUUUCGAAACAAGCCGUCGCUUAUCGUCAAAUGUCACUUCUGUUACGUCGUCCACCCGGUCGUGAAGCUUACCCAGGUGAUGUCUUCUACCUACACAGUCGUCUUCUCGAACGAGCUGCCAAAAUGAAUGAUAGUCACGGUGGUGGUUCUCUGACAGCUUUACCCAUUAUUGAAACACAAGCUGGUGAUGUCUCUGCUUAUAUCCCAACUAAUGUCAUUUCAAUUACUGACGGUCAAAUCUUUUUGGAAACUGAAUUGUUUUACAAAGGUAUUCGACCAGCCAUUAACGUAGGUUUAUCAGUCUCACGUGUCGGUAGUGCUGCUCAAACCAAGGCUAUGAAACAAGUUUCAGGUAAAAUGAAACUUGAAUUGGCUCAGUACCGUGAAGUCGCAGCUUUCGCCCAAUUCGGUUCGGAUCUUGAUGCUGCUACUCAGUCUCUACUUAACCGCGGCGUUCGUCUCACUGAAUUACUUAAACAAGGCCAAUAUGUGCCCAUGGCCAUCGAAGAACAAGUAUGUGUCAUCUAUGCUGGUGUUCGUGGUCAUUUGGAUAAACUCGAUCCAUCUAAAAUCACCAAAUUUGAACAAGCAUUCUUACAACACUUGAAAGGACAACAUAAAGACAUUCUUGAAUCAGUCCGUUCAAAGAACGAAAUCACCCCUGAAACGGAUGCUAAACUUAAAGAAAUUGUUCAAAAUUUUGUUGGUUCAUUCAAAGCAUAA